AUGGCCGGCGACUCCAAGGUUGGCACCAGUGGCGUCUACGAGGCUGGUGACCAGAGAAACCACAAGAACGAGGAGCUUGACACCGCUGAGCGCUUCGAGGAGGGCAAGGAGAACUCUCACCAGGCUACCGACUCCAAGGAUGAGAGAUCCAUUGCCAACAGACUUGCGGCAGAGGAGAAGAAGGAUAAGGAGGAUGACAACGAUGAUACCCGGGAGGUUCGUUUGGGCAAGAUCGACCCCACGCUUCCCGCCAAGGACCAUGGCAACGAGCCAUCCCGAGGUGCCAAGAUCGACGCUCAGAUCCAGGCCGAGGAGGAAGAGGAGCUGAGGCGCAAGGGCAAGGCAUAG
This is a messenger RNA of Colletotrichum siamense, 348 nucleotides long. RefSeq lists its product as uncharacterized. The record is from RefSeq and is a predicted model, not a curated record. NCBI's taxonomy places the organism in Eukaryota, Fungi, Ascomycota, Sordariomycetes, Glomerellales, Glomerellaceae. The coding region runs from base 1 to 348 and encodes 115 amino acids. The transcript has 4 exons.